AUACCUACAGCUGGUCGAAGGCACAUCUUUCGACCCGGCGGAGGCGGGUAAACGUCGGUCCAUCUUCGGGUACUACCAACGGGAAGGAGAAGAAGCGCCGGACUUACCUUUUUUGCCCUCCGGGGACCCCCCGGAAGACGCCGAGCUUCCCGUCUUCCGCCGGGAGCAGUUUGUGAACACGACCUGGACGUUGGGGACCGUUUCGGACGGUUGGAAUCCGUUGAAACGCGUGCAACGGACCCGGGUAUUCUUUCGGGAGGACGGUCGCGUCAUUUGGGUCAAUGGGGGAAACAAGGGGGAGUGGACGUUUGACGCGCGCAGCAACGUCUUUCGCUUCGGGCGGGAAUCGUUUUUGAGUUGGAACGGCCGCCGGAGUUACCCUACUCUACUGACGGAGGAGCGCUCUUUGUACUACAUGCAAGGUUUCGUGAUUGGGUGGGCGCCUUUCACCCCUUUAAGCGUCUUCGGUUUGUGGCAAAUGUAUCGGGACGACGUGAGUGAGGAGGAAAGAGGGGUGGCACCCUGGGAGGAGGAGGAAGAGGGACGGGAGGGAGGGGAGGGAGGGGAAGGG
This is a messenger RNA of Nannochloropsis gaditana CCMP526, 571 nucleotides long. RefSeq lists its product as uncharacterized. The record is from RefSeq and is a predicted model, not a curated record. The transcript has a single exon. The annotation marks the transcript as partial.